This is a messenger RNA of Trachymyrmex cornetzi, 741 nucleotides long. RefSeq lists its product as uncharacterized. NCBI's taxonomy places the organism in Eukaryota, Metazoa, Arthropoda, Insecta, Hymenoptera, Formicidae. The record is from RefSeq and is a predicted model, not a curated record. The coding region runs from base 153 to 461 and encodes 102 amino acids. The transcript is spliced from 6 exons.
AAGUUCGAUUUGAGACUCAAUACUUGCAUUGACCUGCGCAGUGUCAUGGCGGAAGAGUUAUCUUCUAUAACCUCAAUGAUACCUCAGAAAUAAUCAGAGAUUGUUUAUUAUGAAAAUUGUGCGAGUCAACAAACGAUAUAUAUAUCUCUAUAAUGAAUAGAUUAGAAAAUAACAGCGUAAACAUGAAAAUUGUUCGAGAUGAAUCCGGAAAAAUGAUUCAAACUGCCGAAGGGAUUCUGUGCGAAUAUGUGGAUAGCGAUGGAAAUACCACAUUAAAAUUUGCACAGAUAGAUUCAUGCUGUAGCCAAUUAUUGUCUGAAACUGAAAGUGAAAAUAUAAUGCCAUGCAGUACAAUAGUAAAUACUACGCAAGAAAAUUUCAAAAAUGUACAAAAAUUUGUCAUAGCACAUGAGUUCUUAUUUUCUUCAUCAGUUCUGAUGAAGAAUUACAAUAUCUGUUAGUGCAAAAGAGGAAAAUACCGCGAAUAAAACAUUUUAUUAGAGAUGUCAUUGAUCAAUAUACUGCAGAAGAGUUUCAAGCACAUUUAGACUUUCAAGAAGAAUAUGUAAGAAAAUCAUUAAUUUAUUCAAACAGAGCAAAUAUUGUCCUAACGGUCUUCGUGGAAGAAAUAAUAAAACACCUAAAGAACAUAUUUUAGUUUUUGUAUGGUUUGCUGCAAAUAUAUAUAUAUAAAACAGUAUUAAGGAGUGUAGCAGAUUGUUUUGACAUGCAAAUUGCCAC